UGAUUCAGCAGCUCGUGCAGCAGCAGCGGCUCGUCCUCUGCACAUGUGCAAACACAAACAACAAAAGGACGUUAACACAAACAAAAAAACAACAACAAAAACAGGCGGAUGUUCGUUUUGACAGUUACCUGCUGACGGUUAGAGAGCCCGUGCAGGUGACACACAUCUGCCGGAGACCCCGUAGAGCCGCUACAGGCCGCCGGAGAGAAGCAGCAGAAGCAGCAGAAACAGCUGGAUUUUACCUCCGUUUCUCGGUGUUUUUCUGGACUUUUAUCACCUCCUAUCGCUCCUCACACCUCCUCCGCGUGGAUUUAACACCAAAACAUCUUUACUGAGGUCCUGCUGGUUUCAUUCAAACGUCUCUCCUUCACUAUUUCCGCAUUUUGACGUCUGAUGCUCCGUCUGCCCGGCAGCUUCCUGUGACCCGUGUCUCCAUGGUGAAGUUGGCCCUGUCUGAUGUCAGCCCCUCCUCUCGCGGACCCUAUCGCCAUGCCGACCAUGGUUUCUAGGCUGCCCAAGUUCGGCUCCAGGCCGAACGGCACUCAGACGGCGGGCGUGGCCGCCUCCGCCGCCACGGCCAGCUUCCCCACCGCCCGCCUCCUAACCAACGGGUUCUACCACCACCCCGGCCCAGCGGGGGUCAACGGCGGCUUGACGACGGCGCCGGCUGCUUCUGUUAAACAGAACCGGUUCAUCAGAAUGCCCUCCUCCAUUUCCAUGAAAUGGAGGAAGGAGAACGAGGUGGUGGAGGACGGAGACGGAGAUGGUGGCGGUGAUGGGGAUCUGGACUGGAGGCAAGGAAAGGGCAAGAACGCCAAACAAACCAGUAACAUCCAGUAUUACUCCCAGCGCCAACUGGAAUCACCUACGGGGUCCCAGAAGAAGAUUACUGUGUCCUCUGAAGGAAAGGGGCGUGGCUUCGGUCUUCCCGUGACGUCACCAUCGCCACAGUCCAGCCCCAGAACACUUCCUGUCUCAAAAAGUGGAUCUAAACCGACCGCGAAUGGUCUUUAUGGGUCCAAACUUGGGAUCGGCAGGUCUCUGAGACCUCCUCAGAGCUUCGCCAGGCCGGGUGGUUCGGGACCCGGCUCUCGGUCCGGGUCGCCGCUACAAAAGAAACCGCUGGCAGGUUCGGGACCCGGCUCCCGGUCCGGGUCGCCGCUCCAAAAGAAACUUCCGGCGAGCCGCUCCCACUCCAGCGACAGCCUCGGCUCGGCGCCGCCGCCCGCCCCGCUCACGGAGAGCGAUCGUUUCCGGUCGCAGAGCCUCAAUCAGGUGCAGCGGCAGCCCUCGCCGACCCUCACCGCCUCGUCCUCCGUCCACCGGGCCGCCAGAGGAGGACGGGGUAAAACUCCCAGUUCUCCGGGGAGGUCAGGGUUCAGCACGCCGUCCCUCCUGCCCCCCACCGCCUUAAAGAAGCCCCUCCUCUCCAGCCUCGGCCCCGCCUCCAAGCCUAGCGUCAUCAGCUACAAGCUGUCCCGCCCGUCACUCAUCAAGCAGUCCCGCCCCCUCAGAGUCACCUCAACCAAUAAGGCUGCAGCUGAACAGGAAGUGAACGGAGGAGUGUCGGCAUGGAGGAGCUCAGUGGAGACGCCGUCCAAGACAGAAACCAGUACAGAGAGUUCUCCAGAGGCUCCAGAGAGGGAGGGGCUGUCGGAAGAGCCAGCGUCCCAGGGAGAGGUGUCGAUCAUGGGGGAGACGUUGGAGGACAUGUCCCUGUCCUCCACCUCGUCUCUGGACAGAAACGACACCAGCCAGGAGUACAUGGACGACUUUGACAAUCUUGGAAACGGAGGUGUCGGCAUUCUGCUCCUCUCCUCUAAAAACGACGAGGAUUAUUCGGGGCUCGACCAAUCGAGCCCUCGGUUCGAUGAAGAAAAGGUGUCAGGUGUCAACGGCGUCACCAAGACGGUGGCGCUUUGUUUCCUUGACGACGGGAUGGACUGGACCGGCGUGAGGCUCAGCGGUGAGCAAGAGGAGCAUCAGAGGAGAACCAGUCAGCCAGACUACCAUGAGCAGGGCGGCUUGUCCCUGGACCUGUCCCCCUCCGACAGCUGUGGUUCUGGAGGAACCUACAUGUGGGACGAGGAGGGUCUGGAGCCUCUGGGGGGCGCCGCCACCGCCUCCAUCAACACCAACAGCAACACCACCCACCACAUCGGGAGCUUCGACUCCGACCUCAACAGCAUCGACGUCUUGAACAACCUGGAGUCAUGUGACCUGGACGAUGAUGACCUCAUGCUAGAUGACGACCUGCCAGAAGACGGCUCGCUGCACAGCGAUGGAGACGGGAUCGCCCACAUGGCUCAGUGGAGGAUGAGACAGCUCUGCUGGGGGACGCAGGAUGUCCACACCGACAACGAAAGUGAUUUCCAGUGCUGCAAACUGACUGAGGACCCUGGAAACAAGAGGACCGACUUGACUGGGGACGGCGACCUCAUUCUAGACCUCUGUCCUCCGAGGUCCCCCUGUCUGUCCCCUGGUCCUCCUGGUCUGGGUCUGGAUGUGGAGGACCUGGCUGAAGACUGCUCUGCUGUCAGAUCCCAGCUGGAGUACCUGCAGAGGUUACUGCUGCAGGAGGAGGACGUGGACGAGGACACUCUGACCACGGACACUCUGAGUCCUGAGACCAACGACUCGUCACACAGCUCCGACACUCAGAUGCAGGUUCUCCUGCAGGAGGUGCAUCAGCUCAGAGAGGAGCUGAGGAGCAGAGACAGAACCAUCGCAGAGCUCUGCCUCAAACUGACAGUUCCACCAGCGGCCACCAGGUGUCGCUGCCAGCAGACGGCAGGACGGACGGACCGACACACACAGACGAACGAGGUGGAGAGAGAGAGCGUCGCCUCGCAGACGCCGUGGAGAGAAACCACCUCACAGAUAUUUCACGCCUCCGGUCAGGAAGACGAGGAUCCACUGAGGCACCGCCGCCCAGCUCCAGCACCGCCACCGCAAGCUCCGCCUCCAGCCACCUCCACCUGCUCCGCCCAACCCCCCCACGCCCCCACUGACAGUGUCCCGCCAGGAGGCAGGAGAGGGGAGGAAGGGGAGGUGAAGGAGAGGAGGAGGACCUUCACCGGGUCGCUGCUGCCACCUCAGCCCUCAAAGCUCCACCUCUUCAUGUCUCGUGUCUCCAGACCUGCCGCCGCCGCCUCCUCCUCCGUCUCCGCCGCGCCGCCAAAAGCGAGGCCGUCCAGACCCAGCGACCCGGAGAGCAGCAGCCCUGCAGGGUCAAAGGUCAAACCCAGCACCUCCCGCCUCCCCAAACCAAAGAUCCACUGAGCUGUCUUCUCUCUGCCUUCCUAACACGCAGUGACGGCAGAAAUUACUGAUCCACACCUUCUGUUUUCCUCUAAAUUCUAGAUUCUGAGGUUGAAAUGUUGAAAUAUGUAAAGUUAACUUAUUAAUUGUUAAUAUUAUUUGAGCACUGUGACUGAAGAUAAAUGUGUAAACACUUUAUUUUACUGGUCCUUAAAUGAUUUCCCAACAAAAACACUGAUAUUUAAGCUGUUGACUUGUUAGACAGUGGACUUCAUGCAAAAACCGCACAACACUCCUACAAACAGAUUUGUUCAAUUUCCUCUUAUAUAUAUAUAUUUUUUUUUUCAGCACAAACUCAACUUACGAAUGAUGAAGUUAACCUUAUACAUGAUGAGAGAAAUUUAAAAAAAAGAGCCUCUUCUCUUUAACAAAAGUCAGAUUUCAGAUGACGACCUGAUGAAGUUAUAGAAUGUCAUGAGCAGUUUAUACAAAGUCACGUAAUCCACAAAAUUAAAUAAAUAAAUGAAGAAACAAACAAGUUAUAUGAAAUGUGUGAACUAAAGAUUUUGAAAUGUAAUUAUUUGAAAUUAAUAAAUUUAUAUCACAAUAUUAAAAUCCUUUCUGGUGGAUCUUUGAAGCUUUAUUUAAAAAUGUAAAAACAACAGAAGCUUCAAAUGUAAGUAGCGUUUUUAUUUUUUAAACAUUCUGUUCAGCCCUAAUAAAUCAAUUCAACCCUCUACAAAACCCACCAUUGGUUUAAAAAGUAUGUUUAAGACUAACCGUAAAAAAUUUUUGUAGAACAUUGCAUCAAAAUUGCAUGAGAAAUAGGGCGUAAAUUAAAAAAUGCAUAUUACCGUAGUAGACACUUUUAAUUACUGUAAAUCAAUGAAUAGUACAAAACUUUUGAAAAACUGUAGAAAACACAUUUUUACUGUAAAAAUUAUGAAAUUUUCAUGUACAAUAAAUGGACAAAUACCAUAUUGUCACAAAGACACAUUUACCCUAAAAAAUAAAGGGACUUUUCAGUCUAAAUUACAAUUUUUGCUGAUAUUUACAUUUAAAUUCACGGAAAAAAAACCCACUCUGUGAUUUUUACGGUGAAGUUCUGGCAACCACAGCUGCCGGUAUUUUAUCGUAAAUUAAACACAUUUUUCUUUGCAGUGUAACUGUAAAAAACAGAUGUUAUCUUGCUGUUUUAACUUAUGUUUCUGAUAAAAAAGUAACCAAAACUAGGCUUAAAAUUGUUAUAUUUCUGUCAAAAUUUACUCUGCAAGUCUGUUUUAAAAUUUGUCCAAAAGUUCAUUGAAAUUCUGUUGCUGGGGUUGGGAGGGCUGAUCUGUUAUUAUUAAGAUCCAUAAAAGAUAAUUUACAGUACAACAAACUGUUUCACUGUUUUGGAAGAAUCUGCAGACUUGAUCCAGUUCAUAAAAAAUCACUCCAUAAAACUUUUUUGUCUUCUUUUCUUGGCUGACUGAACUCUGCUCUCUACAUAAAACACACAAAAAACUAUAUUAAAUCUUAAAGUGAAACCCUCUUCGGCUCUGUGGGCUUCCAAAUAAUCAACUCCAGUUAAUCACCGCAUGCAGACAAACAAUUCAAAACACAAUUAAUAUGAAUAAUAGCUUUUUCAAUAAACAUAAUCAUAAAUUAAUUACUUUAGUUUAAAGCGGAGGGAAAGUUAUCGACAAAAACAAAACCCAAAUCAGAACAAAGGGCCACUCAAAUAAAGUAUUUAAAUGAUGCUGAUAUGAUGUUUAUUUAUUUACUUUAGCAGACGAGGAUACGGUGUCGUGAUGUCGUCGCUCACUGUGUGUUAGGAAGCACUUUUAUUUUACUGUUUGUGUGCCUGAUUGACUCACUUCCUGUCUGACUUUAAAGCCUGGAAACUUGUUGAACAUGCUGCUGUUGCACGCUUCUUCCUCCCCGCCAAGUCUUCCUCGCUGUGGAGUCUCCCGAACAAACCACCUCCAUCAUCCUCCGUCCUGCUGCUCUGCACAAACAACGUCUCUAAGGAUGUGAAGGCCCAGCUGGGUGGAGGAGAGUGUCCAGGAUGGUGAUCUCUGACUCUAUGCAGAUGAUGUGGUCCUCUUUUCAUCAGAUUGGGACCUCCAGGACUCACUGGAGCAGGUAUCAAGUCUGACUUUGUGGUUCUAUGCUGGAAAAUGGUGGACUAUACCCCCCUCUGCACCUUUUGUACCAAUGUGGUGAAGAAGGAGCUGAGCUGGACGGAGAAGAUCACCGUUCCAACCGUCACCUCUGAGCUCUGGGUAGUGACUGAAACAAUGAGAUGAGAUUUACAGAGUUUCCUCUGUAAGGAGUAAAGCCAUUAGCCAUGUUUCCUUUAGGGGGAAGAGUGGCCACCAGGAAAGUCUCAGGCCACGCCCUCUCAAAAGUCCGCUCACUCUGCAUAUCUCCAUUACAAAAAGGCCCCCAGAGGGAUUUAGAGACUCUGGAGGUGACGUUUGGUUUUCGCCGUUGUAUAAUCGCUUAGUGACAGUUUUUACCAUGAUCACAUACAAGACGGAUUAAACACGGGAGACUCAACUGUGGCCGCCGUCGCUAACUGUGCACAAUGUCAGCAGCUGAUCAUAAACAAACCAGCAUGGCUAAUUAUGCACAGCUUCGAAUUAACCGGCAUCGCUAACUGUGCACUGGAGUGGACACUGUUAGUGUCCAUGCUCGUUGUAAACAAACAGAUCGCUAAGUGAACACCUCCUGCAGCAGCAGCACAUACACACUGUACUGCUACAGAGCUAACUGUUAGCCUGUUAGCACAUACACACUGUACUGCUACAGAGCUAGCUGUUAGCCUGUUAGCACAUACACACUGUACUGCUACAGAGCUAACUGUUAGCCUCUUAGCAAAUUGCAGACUGGACGCUAAGGGGUUAACAUCCCCUCCGGCUCUGUGACUGCAGCUGGGAGAGACUGCUGCAGGAGGACUGCUGCUUCGACUCGUUCUUACUCUUCUUAACGAGCCUCGGGACCCUGUCACUAACUGUGCACAACGUCAGCAGCUGAUCAUAAACAAAGCAGCAUGGCUAAUUAUGCACAGCAAUCCGCGGCUCGAUAAGAAGAAUAAGAACGAGUCUCCAAAAGUCUCCAAUAACACCAGAAAAAGUCGCUGGAUUUGUCUCCAGUGGCUUUUUAAUUUUUUUAAAUAGUCGCUAAGGGGGUCUGAAAAGUCGCUAAAUAUAGCAACAAAGUCGCUAAGUUGCCAACACUGCUUCGCCGGCUUUUACAAAUGGCGCGUGUUGUUGUGGCGUGUUUUGAAAAAAAAGAUGUGAAUGGAAACAUGGCUAAUGUAUCACAUGUUAACUUUAGUUUAUCAUUUUAUCAAUUUUCACUCACAAAUGAAUCCCAGAUCACGUCUACCUUGCAGGGGGGUUUUCAUCACCUUAAAGCUUCCUUCAAUAAACACAGCACUUCCCAGAGAUAUUUCACAAUAAAACCUUCCAAUGCAUGUAGAGAUCAUCUCGUGAAGCUGCCUUUUAUUGUGAAACAUUUGUGCAGAAAGUGUAAAAGUCCCACUUGAAAGUAGCUCAACAAAAUAUAGCAAAUUAAGCGUAAAUUAAGGCUUAAGACAUGUUUAAGAGUUUGCAGUGUGUAUCAAUGUUUUGCAGGUGAAAGUUUGUCGUUUCCACCACAAGCUGCUUUGUUGUCUAUAAUCUUUCAAUCACUGUAUUUACACAUAUUUAGAAUUAAACUUAAUAUCAUGUUGUAUCUCCAUAACUCAGCCAUGAAUAAUCACAAUAUGUAUCUAUGAACAGUAUAUCCACUCUGCUGUGUCCUGUAAUUGUACACUGUGUUGGCUGGGGAAAUACUUUUAUUUUGAAAAACUUGAAGACAGGAAACUGCAGGAUGUUUGUCAACCUAAAAUACCUGUCACCUGGGGACUGUUCUAGAAAGCAGGUGAUCUGAAAACCAAGUAUGUGAACCUUGAAAUGAGGGAAACUCUGAGUUUUACGUUCUUCCCUCCUCCACAUCCUCCUUUCCUUUCCUAUAUCCUUCUUCCCUUUUCCGACAUCCUUUUUUUCUUCCCUACAUCCUCCUUUCCUUUCCUUUCCGUCUCUACAUCCUUUGUUCCUUUCCUUCAUUAUCUUUUCCUUCUCUACAUCCUCCUCUCCUUUCCUGCAUCUUUCUUUCCUUCUCUACAUCCUUCUUCCCUUUCCUUCCCUACAUCCUCCUUUCCUUCUCUACAUCCUCCUUUCUUUUCCUACAUCCUUUUUUCCUUCUCUACAUCCUCCUUUCCUUCCCUACACCUUUCUUUCCUUCUCUACAUCCUUCUGUCCUUUCCUACACCCUCUUUUCCUUCCCUACAUCCUUUUUCCUUAUCUACAUCCUCUUUUCCUUUCCUACACCCUUUUCCUUCUCUACAUCCUCCUUUCCUUUCCUUUCCUUCCUCCUUUCCUUCUCUACAUCCAGUUGUUGUUGUUUUUUUUUUUUUCAAAAAAAAUUUUCUAACUCGUCGUACGUUCUCUCGACAAUUUCCAAAUCAACCAUUUUUUAAAUCUGUUGCCAUGGUGAAACGCUCCAUUAAUGAUCCUUUUUAUCGCCGUGGUUACUCAGAGCUGAUUGAACUCAGAUCAGCGUUUCUGGAACCGUAAACUCAGAGUUUCCCAUCUGAAGAUAAAUUAUCUCAGAGUUCUAGCUGGAAAAACCACCUGCUGUUUUUUUAAUUUAUUAUUAUUUAUAUUUAUUUUGUGUGCAAUUACUGUGGAGGACUCUUAACUCUUACUGAUGUGAUAAACUGUACAGUCUUACCUUAAGUCUUACCUACUGUAAUAAUAAUAUUUAUUAUUAUUAAUAAUAAUAAUGCUGAGCUUGUAAAGCGUCUCAGUCUGAUAAAUGCACUUUAAACAACGAGAGGAGAUAUUCAGCUUGACCCUUUUCUGUUUGUUGAUGUUUUAAUGCUGCAUUCAUGUUCAUGUUUCACACCAGAAAAUGAUUUUUAGUUAGUUAGAUUGUUGGUUUUAGGUGAAAUACUCAGGUGAACUUCCUGAAAUGGAGUUUUAUGUCAAAUGGAAACAACAAAAUCAAGAUUUUUUUCAUCAAGUAAAAGAAUAAAUGAAAACUGGAGCCGAUCCCAGCUGGCAUUGGGUCGUCAGACUAUCAGAGGGCUGACAUAUAGAGACAGAGAACUAUUCACGCUCUCAUUCACUCCUACGGGCAACUUAGAGUCACCAAUUAAACCUAAGCUGCAUGUUUUUGGACUGUGGGAGGAAGCUGGAGGACCCAGAGAGAACAUUUAAACUCCACCCUGUAGCCCCAUAUAUAAAUGAUAUAUUCUAUAAUUAAAGAAUAUCAUGUCUAUUAUCUGUGACAUCACUUCCUGUUUGGGUGCAAACGUUGUCUGGACUGAAUCAAGUUUGCGACCCGAACCCUAAAGAUGAUGUUUGUCUCCCUGGUUGCUUAUUGGCUCAUAUUUAUUGUCCUCUCCUGUCAUUGGCUGAGAUGUUUCUGAUGCUGCUGAGAACCUGAACGCUGAAAUAAAAACCAUCAACACACAAAAA
This is a messenger RNA of Centropristis striata (black sea bass), 8774 nucleotides long. RefSeq names its product serine-rich coiled-coil domain-containing protein 2-like. NCBI's taxonomy places the organism in Eukaryota, Metazoa, Chordata, Actinopteri, Perciformes, Serranidae. Bases 457 to 3282 code for a protein of 941 amino acids. Gene Ontology annotation, cellular component: microtubule cytoskeleton. The transcript has 15 exons. Gene Ontology annotation, biological process: microtubule bundle formation. The record is from RefSeq and is a predicted model, not a curated record. Gene Ontology annotation, molecular function: microtubule binding.